This is a messenger RNA of Diorhabda carinulata, 393 nucleotides long. RefSeq lists its product as uncharacterized. The record is from RefSeq and is a predicted model, not a curated record. The transcript has a single exon. Bases 1 to 393 code for a protein of 130 amino acids. NCBI's taxonomy places the organism in Eukaryota, Metazoa, Arthropoda, Insecta, Coleoptera, Chrysomelidae.
AUGCCUAACAGCACACCCAGGAAAAAUAAACAUCUUACAAAAGAAACAAAAAGCAGAAUAUAUAAAACAACACUUAGACCUAUAAUGAUAUACAUAGCAGAGACAAGACCCGAUACAAAAAGACUACUAGAGACAACGGAAAUGAAAGUGCUCAGGAAAAUAGCAAGGAAAAUAUUUUUAGACAGAGAAAGAACUGAAAAUAUGAGAAAUAUGUGCAAGGUAGGAAAUGUAAUUGACUGGGUGCUAAAACGAAAACAAGAAUGGAAUAGUCACAUUAGCAGAAUGACAAGCGAAAGACUAGUGCGUAUCGCAAGGGAUAUAUCGCUAAGAGGCAGAAGAAGUAUUGGUCUACCGAGAAAGAGAUGGUGUUACAAUCUGGAUCCAGGAGACUGA